AUGCCCUUCCGACAACAUCCUCACCACCACCCAUCAUCAAAGGCUCAACGUGAUCAUCACUCACCGCGUCAUCAUGAUCAUCACCAACCACCAAAGACUCAACGCGUUGAUCACUCAUCCAAAGAGUCUCCUUCUCGUAUGGAUCUCUAUUCCUCUCAAUUUAUUACCUUUCCUUUCACUCUCUUUUAUUGGACUACAAUUGUGGAGGACAUUCUCCAUGAUCCGAUUCAAACGCCUUCGCAAUUGAAUCAAGUGCUUAAAAAGAUUCAAACGACCGUUUGUCAAGCGGUGGGACAAUCACCUGCCGCUGAGAUUCAAUCUCAAACAAAUUUGGAUUUAUUAGUGGAAGAAAAGAUUUUUGCAGAGUCUUGGCAAGGAAGAGUUAAAUUCUUUGAACAGACUCUGCCAUUCAUGGUGGAUUUGGUUAAAAAGUCUCCCAUGAUCUUGGGACCUCAUUCGUUGAAUCUCUACUACAAUAGACAUUGUCCAACACAUUCGACCAUUAUUUCAAAUGAAGGUCAAUUGCCUCUGAUGGGAAAUUUGAACCGAAUUCCACUGUUGGCGAGACCUUCUUCAAAAGUAAUGACUUUUACAAAAUUAGAAUGUGCUUGUAUUUUGGCAAAUGCAUUUUUCUUGACUUGGCCAAGACUUUCAGAUACUCGUGAGGCACACAUUCAAAUGCCAUCGAUUAAUUUUGACACCUUGUAUAUGGAUCCACGACCAUCGACCAUUGCCAAACUAUUGAUGAUUAUUCACUAUUUUGAAAGAAUUUCUGAAAGAAUGUUUCAAGAAAUUGCAAGUCAUGGUGUGAUGACCGUCAUUCGAAAACGUGUGGAUACAGAUCAAGUGAAAGAAAAAUUAUGUGAUUCAUUAUCAGUGACCACUUGGCCAAAUAUUAGUAUUGACAAUGAAGGAUCGAUUGAACAAUGUGAAAAUGCACUUCAUGCAGAUUUUGCAAAUUGCUACAUUGGAGGAGGUGUUCUUCUUGGUGGAGCAGUUCAAGAAGAAAUUAGAUUUUGUCUUUCGCCUGAAACGAUUGUCACUCGUUUAUUUGUUGAGAAAUUGGAUCAAAAUGAAGUGCUUUAUAUUUUGGGAACGGAGCAAUUUUCUGAACAUGCGGGUUAUGGGUCUAGUUUACAAUUUAAAGAUGAUUAUGUUGACAAGAAUUUCAUUGUGGAUGAAUUUGGACAUCGUAAUUUUACUUCACAAAUUAUGGCAUUUGACUCGUUGUAUUACAGUCACCAUGACAAGCUUGAUCAGUGGCAGUCUGAGCACAUUGAUCGCGAAAUUGUUAAGGCAUACGCUGCAUUUAGCAAAACACCAAAUCGAUUAAAUAUUGACAUGCACAACAAGAUUGCGACUGGAAAUUGGGGAUGUGGAGCAUUUUAUUGCGAUAAGCAACUCAAAUUCCUCAUUCAGUACAUUGCUGCCGCUCUUGCUAAAUGUUCGUUACAUUAUUAUACCUUUGGCGACAAAGACAAUUUGGCGGACAAGCUGCACGAAUUUAUUCGUAUUGUGACUACUCACAAUUUUUCUGUCUUUCGUGUUUAUCAAGCAUUGAUUUCGAUGAUACGGUUAGAUAUUAUUCCCAACCUGCAAAACAAAACAGAGAACUACUAUCCCUCCACUUUGAAAUUUGUUUUGGAGACUCUUCUUAAAGAAGAAUCACAACAAAUGGAUGUAUCAAACUCACAAAUUAUGGAAUGA
This is a messenger RNA of Naegleria fowleri, 1707 nucleotides long. RefSeq lists its product as uncharacterized. The coding region runs from base 1 to 1707 and encodes 568 amino acids. Gene Ontology annotation, molecular function: poly(ADP-ribose) glycohydrolase activity. The transcript has 4 exons. Gene Ontology annotation, biological process: ATP generation from poly-ADP-D-ribose; carbohydrate metabolic process; regulation of DNA repair. The record is from RefSeq and is a predicted model, not a curated record. NCBI's taxonomy places the organism in Eukaryota, Heterolobosea, Eutetramitea, Acrasida, Naegleriidae. Gene Ontology annotation, cellular component: nucleus; cytoplasm.